AUGGCGGAAAAUGUGAUCAUCAAUCUUCUUCCGUCAAAACAGUUGAAGUCGGUUAUGAAAGCGACCGAUUCAGUUACAGAGAGAUCAGUCCUCCCGCCAAAACCAACCAAAACCAUUACAAAAGCAUCAAAUUUGGCUACUGAGAGGCUAGUUUCCUCGCCAGUGAAUCUCAUUAAGCAGCUAGUUUUCACGGAGUUUGGCUUGUCUCCGGUCACUACAAUGCGAUCACCAGAGCUCUCGAUUUCGCCGGCCGAGCCAAACACGGUGUUGCAUUUGCCUCCAUCGUACUGUCAGUGCUUCGCUGCUGGAGUAUAUUGCGAUGAGCGCAAGUGCAAGUGCAUUAAUUGUCGAAAUAAUGUUGAAAAUGAGGCUCUAAGGGAAGCAGCUGUAGAAAAUAUACUGGAGCGUAGCCCUUCCGCAUUCAGCCCAAAGAUUGCUUGCACAUAUAGUACUCUAAAUAUUGGGGAUGAUAAGGAGAAUGUUCCAAUGGUGGGAAAACACUACAAGGGAUGCGGCUGCAAGAAGACCGGGUGCCUCAAGAAAUAUUGUGAAUGCUACCAUGCUAAAGUGUUCUGCUCUGAAAAUUGCAAAUGUGUUGACUGUAAGAAUUUUGAAGAAUCUGUGGAAAGGAUGGCUCUCUCUGAAAGAGACUCUUUUUUUGAAGGAUCUAAGGAGACUGAUACUAAUGGAAACCUUAGUAAUACAAACAUGUGCAAGAAUUUUCAAGGAUCUGAGGAGAAAAUAGCUUUUCCUGGCUGGGAAAAUUAUAAGAGAAAAUUAUGCAUCCAGCGGGCGAACACUGCAAUAUCUACAGCUAUUGGGUUGUCUGGCCACAGCUUCUUACAUGCAUCCAGGAAGAGAAAGUCUCAUGAGUUCCUUGAUUCAAAUGACAAGGAUCCGCCAAAUCAAAGGCCCAUAAAUGAACAAAAGGCAAAUCCUCGCAGAAUUUCUAGUGCCUUGUCUGGCUUGUCCGAUGAUCCUGUCAAUCACAUUGUUAGUUCUGCUACACCAGGCUCUUCAGAGUUUCAUUGCAGGUACACGAUUCAUUCGAGAGAUGUGGAAAAACUUUGCACACUUUUGGUUCUAGUAUCAGAAGCUGCUAAAAUACUUCCAGAUAAAAAUGGCAAUAUUCUUGAAGUCCAGGACAUGGAAAACUGUCAGGAAGGAUUUGAUGUUCAGAAAGAGGUACAGGUUAACCAUUUGAGUAGGAAUCAAGUUGAUGCAGUAAACGCAAAAGAUAGUUCUUUCGUGGGAGCUGCAAGACAAAAUCAGAUUCCAAACAAUGGCUACAAGUCAGAUCUCUAUAUAAAACAAGAAGAGCUAGUGUUAAAAAGUUUCAGAAAUUGUCUUAGAAAGAUCAUCACUCUUGGAGACCUGAAAGCCGUUAAAACACAGAGGAUGAUCAUUUACCAAGACCAAGAUUUCCCUGAAAACACCAGAGAGUGA
This is a messenger RNA of Pistacia vera, 1446 nucleotides long. Its product is annotated as protein tesmin/TSO1-like CXC 5. Lineage: Eukaryota; Viridiplantae; Streptophyta; Magnoliopsida; Sapindales; Anacardiaceae. Gene Ontology annotation, cellular component: nucleus. Bases 1 to 1446 code for a protein of 481 amino acids. The record is from RefSeq and is a predicted model, not a curated record. The transcript has 7 exons. Gene Ontology annotation, biological process: regulation of DNA-templated transcription.